Symbiodinium sp. CCMP2592 is the source of this 495-nucleotide messenger RNA. Lineage: Eukaryota; Dinophyceae; Suessiales; Symbiodiniaceae. The record is from the annotation of a GenBank genome assembly.
AUGUUCUUCCAGCUGAACAGCCCACUCUUUCAAAGAGGACAGACCGGUGGCCAACUGCAUUUUUACGCACAGUUCCGCUCCGGGCUGCGGGGCUACGCGCUCCUGGCCUGGACUUUGCGCCAGCUCAUGGACUGGGGCAUCGUGAGCGUGGCCAGCGUCUUCGCAGUUCGCAUCGCCGUGGAGCUCUGGAAGCUGGGCCUCUCCCUGGAGAAGCAUCCGAGGUGCCAACUCUUUCGAUCCCGAGUCUUGCUGGUGGCCCUCUUGGUUCCCUGCGAACUCGCCCUGGUCUCUCUCUGCUGGUCAUCCUUUGCCUAUUGCCUGGCCAUCACUAGUGAGACGAGCCUGCUGCCGGCCCUCCCCUUCGUCCUGGACGUUGCGGCCGUGCUUUGUCUCUUCUUUCCGCGGCUGCGUGGCCUACCGGAGCCCGACCAAGGGCAUCUGCAGGAGCCGAGGCGCCCGUCCACGAGGAGUGAGGAGUCUGCUUUUGAAGUUUAG